This is a messenger RNA of Neurospora tetraspora, 1160 nucleotides long. Its product is annotated as ribosomal protein L35A. NCBI's taxonomy places the organism in Eukaryota, Fungi, Ascomycota, Sordariomycetes, Sordariales, Sordariaceae. The transcript has 5 exons. The record is from RefSeq and is a predicted model, not a curated record. Gene Ontology annotation, biological process: cytoplasmic translation; ribosomal large subunit biogenesis. Gene Ontology annotation, molecular function: structural constituent of ribosome. Gene Ontology annotation, cellular component: cytosolic large ribosomal subunit; ribosome. Bases 436 to 765 code for a protein of 109 amino acids.
GCCGAAGGGGAACAGAAAAAACCAUCGAUUGCAUCAUGGAUCGCGGAGAAGCUAAGAUAACGAUACAGAUAAGGACCGAUGGGUGUCAUGCGUUAUCGGAACAUGCACAACUUUACAGGGGUCAUGUAAUGUGGCUGGGGCACGAACCUCAGCCACAUCUGACCCUGCUGGCAGGACGCGCUCCUGGGCUCUCAUUCGCGCGGCGCACACUUUUCGGAAGGCGAGAAACUCCGAACCGUCCCAAGCACCACAAACCCUACCAAAUUCCCACCAGGCAAUUUUCGAAUUACCAGGAGCCGUCGAAGUGCAGAGCCACAACACGUCGCCCAACGCAGGACUCCGGAUCAGCAAUUGUCUUCAUACAAGACUCCUUGCUGAGUUCCCUUUUAUCGUGGCAGGGAAAUUUUGAUCAAGCGGAACAUAUCGCCAGUCAAGAUGCCUACCGAAGCCGGCCACAGAUUAUAUGUCAAGGGUCGCCACCUGAGCUAUCAGCGUGGCCGUCACACCACCCACCCCAAGACCAGCUUGGUCAAGAUCGAGGGUGUUGAUGACACUGCUGCUGCCAACUUCUACCUUGGCAAGCGCGUCGCCUAUGUCUACCGCGGCCAGAAGGAGGUUCGCGGCACCAAGAUCCGCGUGAUCUGGGGCAAGGUCACCAGGCCUCACGGCAACUCCGGCGUUGUCCGCGCCAAGUUCGCCACUCCCCUCCCCGCCAGGUCCUUCGGUGCCUCCGUCCGCAUCAUGCUCUACCCCUCGUCUAUCUAAAGGGAACGGGUCAGGCCGGAGUUGGGUGGUAAAGGUGGUUUAUGAUUUCGGUGCAUCAGGGAUUAGCAAGGGUCGGCAAACGGGCCUUGCUUCUAGCAUACAAAAUCAAAGGCAUUACCAACAAGAGACAUGCCAAACAAUUGCGAUUGAGGAUCCCGCAGUUUACUGCUGGGUGCGAGACGAAUGCUUCAUCAACGGGAGUGGUUCAUGAAACGGCGCAAUGGGGAGGAGACUUGAGUCUUCUCAUGUCACAAAUCAAUCAAAGCCAGCCUGGGCUAAUAUUUAACAGGCCCCCUCAAUCACAACAUCCACGCUUUGCUACCCAAGACCAUGAACCGAUCCUUGAAUGCUGUAGUUUUGGUUAACACUAUUCCUAGGAUUCAUGACAAGUGUGC